GCUCUCCCGCAGGCGGUCCGUAGGAAUAACGGGGGUUGCAUGGGGAGACGUGGGGGCCCUCUGGCGUGACCCCUCUGGCGCGGCUGGGCAGCGGGAGCUGAGCGGCGCGGCGAUGGUUGCGGUCUCCCAGGGCUGCCCGUGCCUCAUUUCAGUCCCGGCCUCUAGCGGAGCAGCCAAUUCGCGGGACUUUAGAGCCGGAUAAUCAAGAGCUGCGGAAUCGCCUCCAGUUGGACUGAAGGCUACAGCAUCUUAUAUUACCUGUGGGUUUGAGAAGUGAAGAAUAACUCUGAUCACAGGGUGACUCAAUUUGCCUAUGUUUUGAUGGAAAAAUGAAAGCAUCUAGAAUACAGCAUUUUUUAUACUUCUAAAACUGCCUUUGACUACAACAUCUAUUCCCUUAAAAACACACACAAAAUGUCAGAACUUGACCCUUCAUCUGGAUUAGUAGGAAACAUGGAAAAUGGGACUUUUCUGGAGCUAUAUCCCACAUCCCUGUCAACUUCAGUGGAUUCCUCAGCUGGCCGCUUAUCAAAUGUCUAUGUCUAUGUUUCUAUAUUUCUCAGCCUCUUAGCAUUUCUUCUUUUGUUAUUAAUCAUUGCACUUCAGAGGCUGAAAAACAUCAUCUCUUCCAGUGCCUCGUACCCAGAAUACACUAGUGAUGCUGGAAGUUCUUUCACUAAUUUAGAAGUUUGUAGUAUUUCUUCCCAGCGAUCUGCUUUCUCAAACCUUUCUUCAUGAAAAGAAAUGAAGGAAAUACAUUGGGAAAUGGAACAACUUUGUCUAGCUUUUGAGGGAAAUCGUGCAUGUAGCAUUUGCCAUUGAGGACUAUUAAUCAUGAAAGAGGUGACUUUUAGAGUUCUCUUUGAGUUUUCUUUC
Chelonia mydas (Green sea turtle) is the source of this 876-nucleotide messenger RNA. It is a transcript of the gene SERTM1, whose product is annotated as serine rich and transmembrane domain containing 1. Gene Ontology annotation, cellular component: intracellular membrane-bounded organelle. The coding region runs from base 415 to 738 and encodes 107 amino acids. The record is from RefSeq and is a predicted model, not a curated record. The transcript is spliced from 2 exons. NCBI's taxonomy places the organism in Eukaryota, Metazoa, Chordata, Testudines, Cheloniidae.